Messenger RNA from Cryphonectria parasitica EP155, 270 nucleotides. RefSeq lists its product as uncharacterized. The transcript is spliced from 2 exons. The annotation marks the transcript as partial. The record is from RefSeq and is a predicted model, not a curated record. Lineage: Eukaryota; Fungi; Ascomycota; Sordariomycetes; Diaporthales; Cryphonectriaceae.
GGCUUCUCCUCCACCACGCAGCGCAGGGCAGGUGCCGGCCACGGGCCUCAGUACGACCCGCCGACGGGCUGGCUGUUUGGCGUCAAGCCUGGUGAGAAGGCCGAGAAGGAGGGGUGGGAGGGGCUGGCCUACUACGGCUUCGGCGGCAGCUUGCUGGUGUUUGCUGUGGCGUAUGCCUUCAAGCCUGAUACCUCGAUACAAACUUGGGCUCUUGAGGAGGCUCGCAGGCGGUUAGAGGCCGAGGGCAUCCUGGAGGAUCCCGCCUCGAAG